Molecule: messenger RNA, 5159 nt
Organism: Erinaceus europaeus (western European hedgehog)
Lineage: Eukaryota; Metazoa; Chordata; Mammalia; Eulipotyphla; Erinaceidae
Gene: EIF3A
Product: eukaryotic translation initiation factor 3 subunit A
Exons: 22
Coding region: 168-4163 (1331 amino acids)
Biological process (GO): formation of cytoplasmic translation initiation complex; translation reinitiation
Cellular component (GO): eukaryotic translation initiation factor 3 complex, eIF3m; eukaryotic translation initiation factor 3 complex, eIF3e; multi-eIF complex
Molecular function (GO): translation initiation factor activity; mRNA binding
Source: RefSeq, a predicted model, not a curated record
CGCGGCGCGGGGUCACGUGGCUCCUUCCUUUCCGUCUCUGGCCGGCUGGGCGCGGGCGACUGCUGGCGAGGCGCGUGGAGCGGCGCGCUCGUUCCCCCUCGUCUCCUCUCCCGGCCCGGGCCGCCCCGCAGGACACUGACGCCGGCUGAGCCGAGUCUGCCGCCAACAUGCCGGCCUACUUCCAGAGGCCGGAGAAUGCCCUCAAACGCGCCAACGAAUUUCUGGAAGUUGGCAAAAAGCAACCUGCUUUGGAUGUUCUUUAUGAUGUUAUGAAAAGUAAGAAACACAGAACAUGGCAGAAGAUACACGAGCCAAUUAUGUUGAAAUACUUGGAACUUUGUGUGGAUCUUCGCAAGAGCCACCUGGCUAAGGAAGGGUUAUACCAGUAUAAGAACAUAUGUCAACAGGUGAACAUCAAAUCUCUAGAGGAUGUGGUUAGGGCAUAUUUGAAGUUGGCAGAGGAAAAAACUGAAGCUGCCAAAGAGGAAUCCCAGCAGAUGGUCCUGGACAUCGAAGACCUGGACAAUAUUCAAACGCCCGAGAGUGUUCUCCUAAGUGCUGUAAGUGGUGAAGACACUCAGGAUCGAACUGACAGAUUACUUCUGACACCAUGGGUUAAGUUCCUGUGGGAAUCUUAUAGACAGUGCUUGGAUCUUCUUAGAAACAAUUCUAGAGUUGAGCGGCUCUACCAUGAUAUUGCCCAACAAGCUUUCAAAUUCUGCCUCCAAUAUACUCGUAAGGCCGAAUUCCGCAAACUGUGUGACAAUCUGAGAAUGCACUUGUCACAGAUUCAGCGCCACCAUAACCAGAGCACGGCAAUCAAUCUCAAUAAUCCCGAGAGCCAGUCUAUGCACCUGGAAACCAGGCUUGUUCAGUUGGACAGUGCCAUCAGCAUGGAAUUGUGGCAGGAAGCAUUCAAAGCUGUGGAGGAUAUUCAUGGACUGUUUUCCUUGUCUAAAAAACCACCUAAACCUCAACUGAUGGCAAAUUACUACAACAAAGUCUCAACUGUGUUCUGGAAAUCUGGAAAUGUUCUUUUCCACGCCUCUACCCUCCAUCGCCUUUACCACCUCUCUAGAGAAAUGAGGAAGAACCUUACACAGGAAGAGAUGCAAAGGAUGUCCACUAGAGUCCUUCUGGCCACCCUUUCAAUCCCCAUCACCCCCGAGCGCACUGACAUCGCUCGGCUUCUGGACAUGGAUGGCAUCAUUGUGGAGAAACAGCGUCGACUUGCAACACUGCUGGGUCUUCAAGCCCCACCAACACGAAUCGGCCUUAUUAAUGAUAUGGUCAGAUUCAAUGUGCUGCAGUAUGUGGUCCCAGAAGUAAAAGACCUUUACAAUUGGCUGGAGGUAGAGUUUAACCCAUUAAAACUCUGUGAGAGAGUCACAAAGGUUCUAAACUGGGUUAGAGAGCAACCUGAAAAGGAGCCAGAAUUGCAACAGUACGUUGCACAGCUGCAAAACAACACUAUCCUCCGUCUUCUGCAGCAGGUGGCACAAAUUUAUCAGAGCAUUGAAUUUUCUCGUUUGACUUCCCUGGUUCCAUUCGUUGACGCUUUCCAAUUGGAAAGGGCCAUAGUAGAUGCCGCCAGGCACUGUGACCUGCAGGUUCGUAUUGACCACACUUCCCGGACCCUGAGUUUUGGAUCUGAUUUGAAUUAUGCUACUCGAGAAGAUGCUCCAAUUGGUCCUCAUUUACAAAGUAUGCCUUCAGAGCAGAUUAGGAAUCAGCUGACGGCUAUGUCUUCAGUACUUGCGAAAGCACUUGAAGUCAUUAAACCAGCUCAUAUACUGCAAGAGAAAGAAGAACAGCAUCAGUUGGCUGUUACCGCAUACCUUAAAAAUUCACGGAAAGAGCAUCAGCGCAUCCUGGCUCGACGGCAGACAAUUGAGGAAAGGAAAGAACGGUUGGAGAGUCUGAAUAUUCAGCGAGAGAAAGAAGAAUUGGAGCAAAGGGAAGCUGAACUUCAGAAAGUACGGAAGGCUGAAGAGGAGAGACUGCGACAGGAGGCUCAAGAGAGGGAGAAAGAACGUAUCUUACAGGAACAUGAACAAAUCAAAAAGAAAACUGUUCGUGAGCGUUUGGAACAGAUCAAGAAGACAGAACUGGGUGCCAAAGCAUUCAAAGACUUCGAUAUUGAAGACCUUGAAGAACUGGAUACUGAUUUCAUCAUGGCUAAACAGGUUGAGCAACUGGAGAAAGAAAAGAAGGAGCUUCAGGAACGCUUAAAGAAUCAAGAGAAGAAGAUUGACUAUUUUGAAAGAGCAAAGCGUUUGGAAGAAAUUCCUUUGAUAAAGAGUGCUUAUGAAGAACAGCGGAUAAAAGACAUGGACCUGUGGGAGCAACAAGAAGAAGAAAGGAUUACUACCAUGCAGCUAGAACGCGAAAAGGCUCUUGAACACAAGAAUCGAAUGUCACGGAUGCUUGAAGACAGAGACUUAUUUGUGAUGCGACUCAAGGCAGCGCGGCAGUCUGUUUAUGAGGAAAAACUUAAACAAUUUGAAGAGCGAUUAGCAGAAGAAAGGCAUAGUCGCUUGGAGGAACGCAAAAGGCAACGCAGAGAAGAGCGCAGAGUAACUUACUACAGAGAGAGAGAGGAGGAGGAGCAGAGGAGGGCCGAGGAGCAGAUGCUCAAAGAAAGGGAAGAGAGAGAACGCGCCGAACGAGCCAAACGAGAGGAGGAGCUUCGAGAAUAUCAGGAGCGGGUCAAGAAACUAGAGGAAGUGGAACGGAAAAAACGCCAAAGGGAGCUGGAAAUUGAAGAGAGGGAACGGCGUAGGGAGGAGGAGAGACGACUAGGAGACGAUCCACUUUCUAGAAAGGACUCGCGCUGGGGAGAUAGAGAUUCAGAAGGCACAUGGAGAAAAGCGCCAGAAGCCGAUUCCGAGUGGAGAAGAGGCCCUCCAGAGAAGGAGUGGAGACGUGGAGAAGGACGCGACGAGGAGAGGCCUCACCGCAGAGAAGACGACGAGAGAGAGUCCUCACUCCGGCCCGACGAAGACCGAGCUCCCCGGCGUGGCCCGGACGAGGACAGAGGCCCUAGACGCGGCCCCGACGAAGACCGAUUCCCCCGCCGCGGGGCGGACGACGACAGGCCUUCCUGGCGCGGCGCAGGCACAGGCGCAGGCGCAGAGGACGACAGGCCCCCCCGGCGUCUGGAUGAGGACAGGGGAGGCAGCUGGCGCCACGCCGAUGACGACCGGCCGCCACGGCGGGGACCAGACGAGGACCGAGCAAGCUGGAGGGCGGCCGAUGAGGACAGAGGGCCGAGACGAGGGCCAGACGAGGACCGGGGGCCUAGGCGCGGGGGCCCGGACGACGAGCGCUCCUCCUGGCGGAACCCUGCCGACGACGAGCGGGGGCCGCGGCGGGGGCUGGACGACAACCGGGGACCUUGGAGGAGCGCCGACGACGACCGGAUGUCCAGGCGCGGCGCCGACGACGACAGGGGCCCUUGGCGCAACGCGGAUGACGACCGAGUCCCCAGGAGGGGCGAGGACUCCAGGCCCGCUCCCUGGAGGCCCUUCGUGCGGCCCGGUGGAUGGAGAGAGAAAGAAAAAGCCAGAGAAGAGAGCUGGGGUCCUCCUCGAGAGACAAGAUCAACAGAAGAACGUGAAUGGGAUAGAGACAAAGAGAGAGAUAAUCAAGAUCGUGACGAGAAUGACAAGGACCCAGAAAGAGAAAGGGACAGAGAGAGAGAAAGGGACAGAGAUCGUGAUGGUGAUCGAGAGGACCGCUUCAGAAGGCCCAGGGACGAGGGUGGCUGGAGAAGAGGACCAGCUGAGGAAGCAUCUAGCUGGAGAGAUUCAGGUCGACGUGAUGACAGGGACGACCGCCGUCGAGAUGAUCGUCGUGAUCUGAGAGAAAGACGUGAUCUAAGAGACGACAGAGACCGGAGAGGCCCUCCUCUCAGAUCAGAACGGGAAGAAGUGAGUUCUUGGAGGCGUGCCGAUGACAGGAAGGAUGACCGGGCAGAGGAACGGGAGGCCCCCCGUCGCAUUCCUCCCCCAGCUCUGUCACGAGACCGAGAAAGAGACCGGGAGAGAGAGAGAGAAGGUGACAAAGAGAAGGCCUCGUGGCGAGCAGAGAAAGAGAAGGAGUCUCUUCGUCGUACUAAAAACGAGACUGAUGAGGAUGGGUGGACCACAGUGCGGCGUUAAUUCUCAAGAUGAUGGAUUCAAACUUGUGUCUUACCUAGGUCUGACCACAUUCGAGGAUUAUUACACUUGUGCUUCAACCAGUCUCAACUGGAUUCUUUAAUGUUGUCUCACCAUAACACAAAAGCAUGAACUUGUAUUAACCCCGUGUAAUAGAUUGAUCAUGCGCCAUAUCCGCAGAAGGUUGGGAAACCAUGCUGUUUUUUUCUGGAAUUUAAGGUGUUGCAUUAUUUCAUCAAUCAUUUGUUUACAAAAAAGGAAAAAAAAAAACUAAAAAAUAAAUUUGAAAUGUGAACCCUUCAGGUCUGAGUAACACCUGUAUCUUGGUAUAGAACUUUUUUUUUAAAUUUUGAAAUAAUUAAUUUGCAGCAAGGUAAGGUUCUGUUAUAGGGGAUGUAUUUGAAGAUCGUUUAAUAAAAACAGGGAGCUGAAAUUCACACCAUUAGCAGUUGACAUUACCUCCAUGUAGUUUGGGGUAUUUGCUGUUCAAACUAAAUUUCUAGUUUAGGUUCACUGUAAGUGCGGUAAGCUUCGCAAGCAUUGGAUACAAUGGGACUUUUUAGCUUUUACUUGAGGUGAGUAUAAAGCAAUUUGCAGUCUUUGUAAUGACAACAGUACUGCUCAGGUGUGAAUCCAAAACAGUUACAACUUUUAAAUUUUAAGAUAUUUGGUAAACUAUUGCUGAGGGUUUUUUUUUUUUUUUCCUGUUGCCAAUAGCAAACUGCUUUUCCGUUCAUGGAGAAUUCAUGCCUUUCAAACAUUUUAAAUAUGACCAUAUUUAUAAAUGUGUGGUUUGGAGGACUCAUUUAAAUUCUUUUUCCUAAUUUCCUUUCUCUUCAGGAUAGAUUCUUUCAACAAGUAAUUUGUAGUAAUGACUGUGUUGACUUCAAUUUUGGAGUGCAGUAGCUGUGUUAAAGGUUAUUUGGUUUUAUUGAAGCCAACACAGAACUUGCUGCUGUGGUUUUUCUUCAAUGAUAAAUAAAAUACUUACAGAAUUUG